GGGCAAGGCCAGGGACCAAACCCGCAACCUCAUGGUUCCUAGUCGGAUUCGUUAAUCACUGUGCCACGACGGGAACUCCAGAAGGUCCUCUUUUAGAUCUUGAGAACACGCUGAGAGCUUCAAAGAGUCUGAAAUGCUAUGUCCAAACACUUGGGUCAUUAGUUACAGAUAACAGUCCUCAAACAUCUGAGCGCACCCUCUUUAGGAAGAAGCCACGCCCCUCCUCAGUCUUUGGAAUAGCGUUCCCAGCAACCCUCCAGGUACAGCGUCCCCUUUUCUCCAGGUUAUCUGAGAUGGAACAUCGUGGACUACGCGUGCAGAUCUGGGGAAAAUACAUUACCCAGAAGGCUGUGCGAUGGGUGGCUGAGUCGAUCAGCCAAUUAGGUUAACUGAAGUUGCGUUUCCGUGUGAGCCAACAGCGUCAGGGCGGGACUUCCGGCAUCCACGUUGUGGGCGUCAUUUUGAAUAUGCUCGAGCUUUUUCACAAUUCAAAGGCUUCGGGUACCGGUGCCGGUAAGAGGUGACGAGGCCUUUAAAGUCCGAGAGGAGGCACAGCUCGGGCGGCAAAGAGGCGGGUCUGAGGUUCUGCGACGCCGCCCGGAGCGUCCCACACCCGCGUGGGAUACCGACUGCGGUGCCCGCGCCCCUCCUCUCCCGCUGCUCCCGGCUCAGCUCCGCCCACAGAGCCCGAUGGCGGCGACGGUGCUGUGGGACCCGCCUCAGGGUGGUGUGAACUUUGAGGACAUUGCUGUGUACUUUUCCUGGGAGGAAUGGAGGCUCCUUGAUGAGGCUCAGAGACGCCUAUACCUCGAUGUGAUGCUGGACAACUAUGCACUUAUAUCCUCCCUGGGUUGCUGCUGUGGAGCAGAGGGUUCAGAGGCACCUUUUGAACAGAUUGAUUCUCUAGGAGUGUCACAGGCCAGGAUAUCUGAGGCAGCUUUAUCUUCCCAGGAGACCCACCCCUGUGGGAUGUGUGGUCCAGUCUUGAGAGACAUUUUCCACUUGGCUGAGUCCCAGGAGGCAGAACACCACCAAAAACUGUUGAGGUGUGGAGCAUGUGCAAAACGAUUUUAUUUUGGUGCAAGCAUUCAACAGCACCAGGAGGAGCAAAUACGAGAAAAACCUUUCAGAAGCAGUGUGGAUGAAGCCUUGUUUGUGAAGAGCUGCAGACUCCUUGUGUCACAGAAGCCAUUUACCUGUGGGGAGUUUGAAAAAGACUUCCCGAUCAUCAUGGGAUGUCUGCAGCAACAGGCCACUCAUGCUGUAGAGAAGCCAAACAUAAUCGCCCAGUGUGGGUCAAGUUUACAAAGCAGGAAAAGUCAUCACACCUGGGGAGAGUGCAAGAAAGCCCUCAGCCCUGAACACACACUUCUUCAGGACCAGGGUGUCUACACUGGAAGACCUUGCUUUGUGUGCAGUGAAUGUGGGAAAACAUUUAGGUACAAAUCCUCAUUUGUUGUGCACCAGAGAGUCCACGUUGGAGAAGGGCUUCACAUGUGUGGUGAAUGUGGAAAAUCCUUUAGACAAAACUCAAGCCUCAGUCAACAUCGAAGUGUUCAUACUGGGGCAAUGCAGUAUAAUUGCAGCAAAUGUGGGAAAUCCUUAAGUCAUAAAUCUGUCAUCAUUUCUCCCCACACAUGGUGCAAUGGAGAGAAUAGUUAUGUGUGCAGUGAAUGUUCGAAGUCUUUUACCUCUAGCUCAGCCCUCACUUAUCAUCAGAGAUCUCACACAGGAGAAAGGCCUUAUGAGUGCAAUGAAUGUGGGAAAUCUUUCAUCUCCCGGCCUGCUCUCAGAUAUCAUCAGAGAUCUCACACAGGAGAGAGACCUUAUGAGUGCAGUGACUGUGGGAAGAGUUUUACCACUAGCUCUAACCUCCAUUAUCAUCAGAGAGUUCACACUGGAGAAAGGCCAUAUAAGUGCAGUGAAUGUGGGAAAUCUUUUAACAACAGAUGGGUUCUUAUUCAACACCAGAGAGUACACACAGGAGAAAGGCCUUAUGAGUGUACUGAGUGUGGGAAAUUGUUUAAGUAUGGAUCCCAACUGAAUCAACACCAGAAAGCUCACACCGGCGAAAAGCCUUUUAAGUGCUCUGAGUGUGGGAAAUCUUUUAACAAUAGGUGGACACUUAUUCAGCACUGGAGGGUUCACACAGGAGAAAGGCCUUUUGAGUGCAGUGAAUGUGGAAAAUUCUUUAAUCGAAGAAAUAACCUCAUCUUACACCAGAGAAUUCACACAGGAAUAAGGCCUUAUGCAUGCAACGAAUGUGGGAAGUCUUUUACAUUUAGUUCCAGCCUCCGUUAUCAUCAGAGAGCUCACACUGGAGAAAGGCCUUAUGAGUGUAAGGAAUGUGGUAAAUCUUUUAUCUCUAGAUCUGAUCUCCAUUAUCACCAUAGAGUUCAUUCUGGAGAAAGGCCUUUUGAGUGUAGUGAGUGUGGGAAAUCCUUUAUCCAAAGAAAUAACCUCAUAAUACACCAGAGAGUUCACACAGGAGAAAGGCCUUAUGUAUGUGAUGAGUGUGGUAAAUCUUUUACCUGUAGCUCUACCCUCCAUUAUCAUCAGAGAGUUCACACUGGAGUAAGGCCUUAUGUGUGCAGUGAAUGUGGGAAAUCAUUUAUUACCAUGUCUAAACUGCGUUGUCAUCAGAAAGGUCACACUGGAGAAAGACCUUAGGAGUGCACUGAAUGUGGGAAAUCUUUUAUAGGAAAACAUCAGAGAGUUCACUCUGUACAAAGGCAUAGACAUGAAGGGAAUACACAGUUUCCGUGGUCAGUAUCAGAGUGCUGGAGGAAACUUUCUGAGGAGCCAUCUCUCCACAUUGACUCCUCCUAUAUAUCUGAGCAUGCAAGUGGGGAGAGUCCCCUUAAGUUUGUUAUGUGGGAAGCACGUGUGGCUCUCUUGCACUUUCUAACCUGUCCAGGGCUAUUCCCAGAUGUGUGUCACUGCCAUCUCUGUGAUCAAGGCCAUUUCACUUCUACCACCUGGCAGAUCCCCACGGUGUGCAUCAGUCAUCAACCCAGUUCACUCAGGGAAGCUGAGCUCUGUCCUCCCAUGCAUUGUAGCAAAUUAGGAGUCACUUGAGCCCUCGGGGAGUCUUUCCCUCGACUCUCUUGGGCAUGGACCUGACCCAAUGUUGGUCCAUAGAACAUUGGAGUUUGCUAGCAGCUUUCCAACAAGGACUGAAAUUUUCCAGGUGUCAUGUUGAUAUCAUGUGAUAUUUGUGAUGAAUUUUUCCAGCUUGCAAGUUACGAACUCCAGAACUCUGGGCCACAUGUUACUUUGGCUUGAACAAUAACAGGCCUUACCCUUUAGGUCCUCGUUAACUUUGGGAGUUCUGUUCCCAUGUAGUUUAUGAACAGAUUUGUGCUCUGCAGGCAUGAAGGGGAGAAGAACUUUUUAUGGGCCUCACACCUCUGCCUAAGGAGGGACAACAGGACGACAGAAAAUAACAUAGUUUUGAACUUAUUUGUAUUGCUGCCCAGAGCUUCCUAGGGAAAACCGCAAAGCUUUUUCUUCCUCAUAUGAGACCUGUAUCCUUUUUCUUUUUUGACCACGCCCAUGGCAUGUAGAAGCUCCCAGGCCAAGGAUUGAACUCGAGCCAUAGCAGCAACCUGAGCCAGUGCAGUGACAAUGCAGGAUCCUUAACCCUUUGUGCCACAGGGAUAUCCUGUAUCCUGUAGUAUUUCGGACGACUCUGAGGAGGGGCAGGUGUGAGCAUCUUGAGUGCUUCUGAGAGCAGCAUGAGUUGUUUCUCUUACCCAGAGGAGAGCUCACAGGCACACCAGUGUAGUGAGGUUUAUCUUCCCCAGGUCUACAGAGACCUGUAUCUCCUCAUGACCAGAAUUCACUGGGCUAGGGUCUCUGAUUUUAAGACUCUUGGUUCCAGGGGAAACCAUAGUUGGUACAGAAACUCUGCUUUCAUAGAUGGUGUAAGAGACUGCAGUCAUUGAAGUGGAAUGUGCCACUUCUGAAAGUGUAUCCAGGAAUGUGUCUGCAACUGUGCAGACAAACUUCAAGACCUGUAGGCAUGUUUAUCUCGUGUAGCUGAAGACCUUGUCAGAGAAAUCAGGAGGUUUUCUGGCUUGCUGUAGCCUAUCACCGAUGUGUGCCUCGAGGCCCUUAUUCCCCAGGGAGGAUAAAAGGGGGAAAGGAGAUUCAUAUUCUGAGACUGUGGCUCUCUUGACCCACACAGCAUUGCUCUUGACUAGGUGAACAUGUUCACUGCUCCCCACUGAGGCAAGACUGACCCUCCAGAAGGCAUGAGGAGAGAGAUGGUAGAGUCAAUAUGCCCACCCUACUUUCCGUAAAGAGUGGGACAUAGAGAUUGUUUUAUCUUGAGCCAAUGUUUAAAGCUUCAUAAAAGUAUAAUUUACAUGUACUUAAUAGCUUAUAUUUAAAAUGUACAAUCUGAGGAGUUCCCUGAUUGGUGGUGUCACUGCUGUGACCUGGGUCACUGCUGUGGAGUGCGUUCAGUCCCUGGGCAAUUUGCAUAUGGGGCACAGCUAAAAAGAUAAAAUGUACAAUCUGUUAAGUUUUGAACCUCUGAAAACAACAUUGUAGUCCCAAUAAUGACCAUAUCUGUCAAGGUAUACUUACCUCAUGUCCUUUUAUAAUCUCUCCUUUCCCUUCCCACCUCUCAGGUAACCACUUUCCCUUACUAUAGGUAAAUCUUGCAUUUUCUAGUAUUUACAUGUUUGUAACCUAAACUGGUUUUUUGUUUUUUUUUUUUGUCUGACUUCUUUGUAAUUACUUGGGGGUAUGGUUAGCUCAUCUUUUUUUUUUUUUUUUUCUUUCUGAGUAAGAUUCUUAUCUUUGAAUAUGCCACUUUUGCUUUACUUACAACUUUAUGUGUCUUUAGGUUAUUUCUAGGUUGUGCUGAUUGGAAAUAAACCUGUUAAAACGUUUGUGUCAGUUUCUAUGGAUGUAUGUUUCUUUUAUCUUUUGUCAGUAACUUAGAAUGAGUCACAGGGUAGAUCUAAAAUGAUUGUACUUUUUUGCAUGUUAACCAUCAGUGUGUUAGAGUUUCCAUUUCUGGAGCCUAUUCUUGAUAGGGUCAGUCUUUUAUGUUAGGCCUUUUCAUAAGUGUAUAGUGCUAUCUCAGUGUGGUUUUCAUUGCAUUUUUCUUAUGACUCAUGAUUUUGCACAUUUUUCAUGUCUUCAUUUGCCACCUGUAUAUUUUUUGUGUGCUGUUUCAGUUGUUAUUUGCUUAAUUUUUUAUAUGCAUUAUGGCUACAUCCCUUUUCUUUUACAAAUAAGACACUGAAAAACAGACAUAUGGAAUUAUUUGCUGUAUGCAGUUUUUAAUACAAGUAGGAUAUUUCCUCAUUAUUUUUCCUCAUGUUUUCUGUUUCCUGUACAAUGUCAUGACUACAAACCCCACACACGUUUAAGAUUAGUCUGCAUUAUCAACAUACUCUCCAUCAUUUAAGUCGCAGCUUCAGUAAUACAGUAAGUAUAGCCCUGCUUUGUAGUGUUUGCCAAUUUCUGAAGUGUAAAUCCUCUCAUCACUAAUUUGGAAUGUGCUCUGAGGAGCUGAAAAAUUCUACUUGAGGUCCCCUGCUUUUUGGUGGAAAAACUAAUUUUUUGCAAGAGGACUUUACAAGACCAGGCAGAAGACGGGUACAGGAGCUGCAAGCUGAUAGGAGGCUAAAAGCCCUCAGAGACCUAAUUCUGGUUGCCCAAAGGAGAGGCAUGUCCCUGAACACUCUGGGGGGUGGGAGUCAGUGGAGACCUUGGCUGGCCUCACCUUUUUAGUGACAAAGUAUCACUCUAUCCUGAGUUGCUGCCUCUGACUGCACUCGUUCCCUUGCUGCAAGGAGUUCUCACCCUCUGAGCUCUCCCUAAGUUCUUUUCAUCUCUCCCUUUCUAUUAUUGUUGCCCAACUGUGGUUACUUUCUGUGGAUUUCGCCACCAACUUGUGCCAUGUUUUCAGACACUUGGACUCUAGGACCACAUGCUGGAUGCGGGGCCACUACCUACCUUCCUGGUUGGGGCAGUGCUUCUCAGAAGAACUUGGCCUGGGGAGUGUGCAGGGCAGGGGUCUGGGGCAUGAUCUCUCUGCUCUACACCUUAAGAGAGACCCUGGUUACGAACUGCUGAGGACCCUCUUCUGGUUCAUAGUUGGAUCCUCAUUGCUAUAUCUUCAUGUAGUGGAGGGAGCGAGGGGUCUCUGUGGAGUGGAGCCUCUUUUAUAAAGGCACUAAACCUAUUCAUGAGGACUCCACUUCUAGAAGUCCUCAAAGUCCCUACCUCCUACUAAUAUCAUCUUCUAGGGUUAGGGAUUUCAACAUAACAAGUUUAGGGGUCAUAAACAGUUUUUGGCGUCACUCCUGUCCCUAAAGUAGUUCUUUUAACAUUUCUUGCAAGGCAAAUGGUAUGAUUUAAAUGUUUAUUUUGAAGGCCUCUUGUAGCACAGUGGGUUAAGGAUCAGGCAUUGUCACUGCUGUGGCUCAGGUGGCAGCUGUCUCUUGUUCAAUCCCUGGCCUGGGAAUUUCCACAUGCAGUGGGUUUGACCAAAAAAACAAACCAACAAAACCCAAAUAUAUGUUGUCUACUGUGCAAUAAUUCAUUUUUACUGUUUUCAGCCUCUACGUUUGCUGUAAUUUAUUGCAUGGGGCAAUAAAAAAUGAAUAGAGGGACAGACGUGAAUAAAUGAAAUAACUGAGAAGAACAUAGAGCAAGUCAGUGAAUGCUCACUUUGUGAAGGUUGUUCGUGUGAGGUGGUGACAUCAGUAUGUUAAACUUUUAUCAAUUGUGGCAUCUUUGUUUAACAAUUCAUUAGCUGUCACUAGGCAACAGUGUAGUUUCAUAUUGAUCUUUCAUCACAAAAUUAUUUACAUGUGACUUAGUUUGAAAUGACCUUAGGAUUGCUAGGGGGAAAUGGUAGUUGGUGACCCAUCUAGCUAACUGGAAAACAUUGAAGUCUUUGUGAUAUACCAAAACACACCCUUGACAUGUUUGUAAAGAUUUUGUAAUGUAGGUAUGGGGAGGACACAGCCUCAUUACAGCCUAUUGCCCAAUAAAUGUUUACAGAAUAUAUGACAUUUUAUAAAUAUGAAGUUAUAUUCAAAGAAUCAUAUCAGUUUGGAAUUAAAUAAGCUUUUCAGUGUCAUCAUUUUGGCAUGUAAAUGACUAUACGGUUGUGCAUUCUCAUGGAGUAGAAAUCAGUCUGAGAGUUUACUGAGAUAAACUACAAAGCAGCAGCAUAAAAUGUCUAUAAACAAAGUUAAAAGAUCAAAUUGAGCUCUUGGCCUAGCACUAUCUUCUGAGAGACCUCUUCACCAUGAGAGUGAAGUGGAGAGCGAAGUGAAUGAACAGGCCGAAGCACAAAAGAAGAUGAGGCAGAAGCCCAAGUGAACUUGUUUAUCAAUGGAAGCCACAAGAACAGAAACAAGGAAAGACAGAGGCUACAGACCCUGGUACCAUUUGUUGGACUGUAUUCCUUCUGUCUGUAACUUGUCUCGAUGGAUCAAAAUCGCCAUUCUGAUUGCUUCGACCACCUUUGAGAUUCACCUUGCUCAUGACAAAAUGGUCCCUUUUGGUUCUUUGCCGUGGACUUGUGACAUUCUGAACUAGUUUUAUCCUGAGUUGUGAUUGAAGUAACACAUGUAUGUACAGUAAAUCAUCUCUUCUGUUUUUGCUGAUGAAAAAAAAACAAGAUCAAACUGAGUGGUUGCAGAAGCUAAAGAGGGUAGUGGAGUGUGGCUGCAUUAUUGGAUAUGGGUAUAUUUUGGGGUAGUGAAAAUGUUUGGAAAAAGAUAAAGCAAUGGUUGCAUAACCUUGUGAAUACACUAAUGCAAUUGAAUUCUACACUUUAAGAUGAUAAAAUGGUUAAUUUUAUGUUACUUGAAUUUUACCUCAAAUUUUAUUUUAUGUUUUUUUAGUGCUGCACCUGUGGCAUAUGGAGGUUCCUAGGCUAGGGGUCGAAUUGGAGCUGUACCUGCCAGUCUACCCUCAGACACAGCGUGUGGGAUCUGAGCUGUGUCUUCAACCUAUACCACAGCUCAUGGUAACGCCAGACCCUUAACCCACUGAGCAAGGCCAGGGAUUGAACUCAUGUCCUCAUGGAUAUUAGAUGAGUUCAUUAACCACUGAACCACGACGGAAACUCCUUUGCCUCAAAUUAUAAACUGAUCCUAUUCUCUUGUUCUGUUGACUCAUUUAUCGUUAUGUAAUUACUUUUUUCUCAAAUUAGUGUCUUUGGCUUCAAGUUUGAUUUGUUUGAUGAACUGAUGAAAUAUAGCUAUCUGUAAGCUUU
Molecule: messenger RNA, 8254 nt
Organism: Sus scrofa (pig)
Lineage: Eukaryota; Metazoa; Chordata; Mammalia; Artiodactyla; Suidae
Biological process (GO): regulation of DNA-templated transcription
Molecular function (GO): RNA polymerase II cis-regulatory region sequence-specific DNA binding; DNA-binding transcription factor activity, RNA polymerase II-specific
Source: RefSeq, a predicted model, not a curated record